AUGGCAUUCGAUCGAUUCCCCGGUCCCGGAUUCGGGUUAGAACGAAGGCCUCCUCCUCGCAGAUUCACACCCCCGGGGCCACAUGACCACGAAGAUUUCGUGAUUAAACAACAACUCAAAGCCGGGAAGUUAUUUCAACAAGACUCCUGCGCUCUGUGUCUGUUUUUCGAGGAGACAAAUACGGCGGCUUUUACGUGCGAUAAAGACGGCGGAGGGAGAAAGUUCUACUGCGCUAAGCAUGUGAAAAAGAUUCCGGAACACAACAGGGAACAUAAAAACUACCAUGCGCCAAUGACGAUAUAUCCGCAUCCGACGAUGAAGCGAAAGGAGUUUGACGAUAUUCUGGACAAGAAUAUUGAUGAUACAGAGCUUUUGGCCGACUGUAUGAUCGAAGAGCUCAACAUCCACAAAGCGGCGAUGAUCAAGUCAGUCCACGAUCGAGCAAAAGCGAUGCGGGAGCAUUGGGCGAGAGCGAUGCUCAUUCAAGAAGGCGUAGUCAAAGCCAGCUCCGAGCGGAACAGUGAAGAACGAAAAAAAAGAAUAAUGGCCGUGCAGCAACGCUAUGACCUGAUUAAACAGCCGCUUGAGGACUUUCGCAGUGGCAAACUAACUGAUGAGUUCGACUUUAAACGUGCUGCGCUUAAAACCAUCGACUACAUUCAAAAAUGUAAAAUCGCGCAUCCACUAUCUACGGAAGUUGGCAUCGCACCUGGUGGAAAAUAUUACGACGCCUUUGGCCCAACUCCGAUGCUUUUCUCUUGGGCAAAGGUCGAUGCGAUCAAUUGCCACUGGCGCGAUCUCUCCGCCGCCAAGCUCGUUUACGUCGAGCCAAACGAGAUGCCAAAGUGGAACCUUCGCGAUUUUCCUGUCAUCACUGUCGAGCAUCCUGAUAGAGCAAAGCUCGGUGUUGCGAUGAUCGCGGCUAUUUCUUUGCGAGCACGAGUGCUGAUUGAAUGUGGUUUUAUCCGACCCUACGAGAACAUGGAUCAAAUAAGGGAGUUGGCGCAGAAAUCAGCGGCUAAUCAAAAGACACUUGCGGUGAUUUACCGAAACGAUACUGACGAUAGUCUUCACCGAAUGGCUCUUCGCUACUUGUCACCUACGUUCAAAGAUACGCGAGAAACUCUGGCUUUGCAGAUAUUCUUCGAGCUGAUCGACGAAGAAAUGAAUGUAAAAGACGUCGUUUCCCUGAUCAGAGAGGAAUUCCGCGCCCCGGGUCUCGAGUAUCAACUUCGAAAGAACUACCGAGGCAUAACUCUCAACACUUUCAUCAUCUUCCCUCAAGAUGAACUGGAGCUAAAAUUCAUUAAAAAAGCACUUGAUAGCGAUCCUUAUUUAUUCAAGCGAGAUGGAGUCGCAAAGGUUGAAGUAAAGAGCAAAUCGAACUUCAUUCUGACCGACUUGGACGACCCAAACAAUCCACCUGUUAUCAUCACAGAGCAGCGACUCAAGGAUAAAAAUUUUCUCGAGUGCCCGGACGAUCUGCAAGUGUCGAUGGCGAUGCCAGCGAUGGUGAUUGAGUGUUGGUUUGAUUUGGCGCAUCCGACCGGUGGCGAGAAAAACUACGAUCCUAUCAUCAAGCAAAUGUUAAUCAUGUCUAGUCUACAUGAGAUCCGACUGGAGGUCAACCAGAUGACCAAACCUCUUAAGAUCUCGCUUGAGAAGCCUUGCGACUAUGAACGAAUGCCUUGGGUUUGGCUUUGCGCGGCAAAGGUCAGGGGAAAAUCAAUCGAAGAAGAGUUGGACGCGAUGUGGAAAAAGCGAAUAUACGGGUUUGCCGCAAUUGACGAAGAAAGAGCUGACUGUCUUGAUAGACGCGAAUAUGAUUCGUAUUCGUCCUCAGAAUAUUCUGAUUAUUAG
Messenger RNA from Oikopleura dioica, 1860 nucleotides. The record is from the annotation of a GenBank genome assembly. NCBI's taxonomy places the organism in Eukaryota, Metazoa, Chordata, Appendicularia, Copelata, Oikopleuridae.